Amphimedon queenslandica is the source of this 2057-nucleotide messenger RNA. RefSeq names its product signal recognition particle subunit SRP72-like. Lineage: Eukaryota; Metazoa; Porifera; Demospongiae; Haplosclerida; Niphatidae. The transcript has a single exon. Gene Ontology annotation, cellular component: signal recognition particle, endoplasmic reticulum targeting. Gene Ontology annotation, biological process: SRP-dependent cotranslational protein targeting to membrane. The record is from RefSeq and is a predicted model, not a curated record. Bases 46 to 1965 code for a protein of 639 amino acids. Gene Ontology annotation, molecular function: protein binding; 7S RNA binding; ribosome binding.
UUGUUAAUUAAAUAGAGCCACGCCUACUGUGCACGUGUAAGUAAAAUGGCGGCUAACAAAGAAGCAUCUCUUUCAAAGUUGUUCACUCAGUUACAGCUCGCUGGGGAAGACGGGGACUAUGAAUACGGCCUGGAAGUCAUCGACGAGAUACUUAAACUGUCUCCUCGUGAUCCCGACGCCCUAGCUUGUAAGAUCGUCUGCUUAAUACAAGAAUCUGAAUUUAGCGAGUCAUUGUCACUCAUAGAAGAGAUUGGAAGUGGCAAGUCUUUCUUGUACGAGAAAGCUUACUGCCUGUACAAAAUGGAGCAAUACGAGAAGAGUCUACAAUGUCUACAGUCUCUACCCCAAGAGGAAAGAAAGUCCCUGCGUGUGCUUGAUUUGGAGUCUCAGGUUUAUUAUCGUUUGGGUAACUACACGAAAUCGGCUCAAGGUUUUCAAGAGGGUCUCUCGAUAGACGAUGGUAACGAGCGUAGUGCUAAUAUGGUUGCUAGUUUGAGCUAUCUCGAUAAUUCCACUGUUAAUAAAGUCCUCUCCGCUUCUCCUGUAUCGCCUGUCACUGUAGAACAAUGUUUUAAUUUAGCUACGGUUUAUCUUAACGUUACGAAAGAUUACAAAAAUGCCGAACAGCUCCUCAGAAAGGCAGAGAAGCUUUGUGAAGAGUCAGACAGCAUGGAAGAGGAGGAGAUAGAGAGGGAUUUGUUGCCGAUACGCAUCCAGUUGGGGUAUGCGUUACAAUGUAUGGGAUCCAAUGAAGAAGCCUUGAGUAUAUACGCUAAUGUUUUGAAGUCAAAGCCCACUCCUGUCCACCAGUUGACAGCUGCUAACAACGUCAUAGUUAUUAAUGGAGAUAAAGAUAUAUUUGAUAGCAAGAAGAAGAUAAAAGUGCUAACAAAUGAAGCGGCUGUGAAGAAGCUAAUGUCACGCCAACUUGAAAUCGUUUUAUUCAAUCGUUGCCUUUUCGCCUUGCGUUUGAACCAGUUGGAGCAAUCACGCCAAAUCCUCCAAGAAAUGAAGACGAGUGUUGCUACACGUGGAUCAGAAUUAUGCAUCAUAGCUGAGUCAGCUUUACUGUAUCGGGACCGUAAACCACAAGAAGCCAUCAGCAUAUUGGAGAGGUAUAGCCCAGUGUGUAGCAGCACUGAGCCUCUAGUGUAUCUCACACUAGCUCAAUUGUAUUGGAGUAUUGGCAAUAGCAGUAAAGCCAUUAAUGUCCUAGAGGGUAUACCUAAUGUAGGACAAUAUUUAGGUAUUAUAUCGAUAAUAGUUUUAGUACUGAAGAGCGAAGGGAAGAUAGAGGAAUGCCUCUCACUGUUGGAUCAAGUAUCAAGUUACUGGAGUCAAAUUGAUAAUGAUAAUCUCUCGGCUGUAUUGUGGGAGAUAGCUCAGUUUAAGUUGGAGGCCAGCAGAGAGGAAGAUGCUGCUAAAUUGCUUCAAGUUUUGAAUAAGAAGCAACCGAAAAAUCUCAAAUAUCUCUCGCACCUUAUCCGAGCUUAUUCUCGCUUCGAUACAAAAAGAGCCGAAGAACUUAGCCGGUCUCUGCCCCAGUUGUCAUCGUUAUCGUCUGAUGAUGCAGAUAAAUUGGAACAGAUGCCAACAUUCCAGCACAGCAGGAGGGCAAGGAUUACCACAGCAGCUCCGAAUAAGGAAAUCAGCGUAAAGGAUAAGAAAAAGAAGAAAAAGCGAAAGAAGGUUCUGCCCAAGAAUGUCGAUUUGACUAAACCGAUUGAUCCAGAGCGAUGGCUACCUUUAAGGGAGAGGUCUUAUUAUCGUAAAUCAAAGAAGAAAGGUCAAGCGUCUUCUGUUGGUCGGGGCACUCAAGGUAUGUCUGCUUCAAUGGCUGCUACUGCAGCUAAACUUGAUGCAAGCAAGACCAAAGAUGAAGGAGCUAAAGCUACUGCUUCUCGCCCGGCAAAGCCACCUCAACCACAGAAGAAGCAAAACAAAAAGAAGAAAGGAAGACGUUAAUAAAGUUUGAGUUUAUUAUUAUUAGCAAUCUUCUUUUUGUAGUUUUAAAAGAUCUAAAUUCAUUGAUUGAUAAUCAUUUAAAUUAAAAAUAA